Molecule: messenger RNA, 1155 nt
Organism: Naegleria fowleri
Lineage: Eukaryota; Heterolobosea; Eutetramitea; Acrasida; Naegleriidae
Exons: 3
Coding region: 1-1155 (384 amino acids)
Source: RefSeq, a predicted model, not a curated record
AUGAUCUUUGGAACUCUUUUUGGAUAUAUUUGUUGUUUCAUUUUGGACCUUCGAAUUUUGGUUGGAAGAAAAAUCUUUCCAUGUUUUAUAUUCACACUUGAUUAUCACUUCUCAGUGCCUGCCUUGUCAUGUGCAUUUAUUUUACGAUUUAUUCGAUUGGUGGUAUUGACAUGGUUGAAUAGUGUCAAAGUCCGAGUUGGAAAGAGACAAAUGUUGAGAGGAAGUAUGGAAGAUGCAGCGAUUAUGGGAACGGCAGUGAGUGAAGUGGCCAUGCAUGAAUUGGUUCAACAACAACAACUGCAUGUCAUUCCAUCCAUGUCAAGUGACAUUUCUGCCGUGACAGUUGGCAAUGAUGUGACAACAACCGUUGAAAUUCCAAAAUCUUCUAAAACAAAGAGUCCUUCUUCUGAGGAAUUAGUAUUCUUCAAAAAGGAUACGUAUUUUCAAAAUUUUGAAAAAGGAAAAUUAAUCCAUGUGUUGAAAUUUUUAGUGAGCUCAAAAUUCAUUUAUAUCACUUUUGCAAUCAUUGGAUUUAUUCACUUGUCAGUUUAUUUCAUUGUUGGAGGUGUGGAUUAUUACAAUUACACGCACGACAUUAAAAAUCCAAAUAAGAAACAAGCAUUUGUGGUGGAUACCUUUGUCUUUGCUGCUGCAAACGGAUGUGGAACUGGUACCUAUCACACCAACAUGUACAUUUCAUAUCUUUCCAUUUAUGCAUUUGUAGGAAUAGUCUUUGCUGUUGGUGCUCUCUUUAUGAAACGUGACAUUUGGUAUGUCAAGCGUGAAAUUGUUCUCACCGUUGUGAAUUGGUCUUUCUUUGCACUCGUUUAUGCAGUUGUGAAUUUAUUUUCACAAGUGACGACCUUAGUGGAUUAUUUUGUUCCAGUUGCACAAAUGACUGUUCAGAUUGCAUGCAUCUUGGAUAAUAUCACCACGACCAUCUUACCUGUCAUGUAUCAACAAAUAGAAAAAAAGAAGGACAGUCAAACAAAUUUAACUUUAGAAAAUGACGACGGAAAUCGCAUUCGAAAAAUAUUAUUGAAUUCAAAAUGGAAUUCUCUCUUUUUACAAUUUUCUGAAAAAUCCUUUUCUUCGGAAGAUAUAAUGAUGUGGAAUGCUGUGGAACAAUUCAAAAAAUCAAUUCAGAAAAAUUGA